This is a messenger RNA of Alternaria incomplexa, 837 nucleotides long. RefSeq lists its product as uncharacterized. The record is from RefSeq and is a predicted model, not a curated record. NCBI's taxonomy places the organism in Eukaryota, Fungi, Ascomycota, Dothideomycetes, Pleosporales, Pleosporaceae. The coding region runs from base 1 to 837 and encodes 278 amino acids. The transcript is spliced from 2 exons.
AUGGGGCUCAUCGGUCGAAGAGAGCAGCCUUCGAAAAAGGUACACAACGGCGGCACCAAAGCAUGGGAUGAACAAACUAAAUGGGCGUUACCUUCAGCAGGAAGCCUUCGGAAGGCUACACCGCAAGAAACUCCGACAGACGAGACUAUUCGGCUUGUAAACCCGAGUGUGAACUCACUUGUGGGAGGGCGACUGGGUUCGCAAACACCGAUGUUUGCUGGAAGGGUGACCAAGCGAGCUGUUGGCGAGCCCCAGAAACAAAACGCAACUGUGCCAGGCCUACUAGAAGGCCCACGAUCCGUGCUCUCAUGGCAAGAGUCAUUUGAGCUGCAACGAACACUCAGGAGAGAACUGCCUCCACCUCCCUCGAACAGAUACGAUUCUGCGGUCGACGUAACGAUCCGACCCCUCAACGUCCGAAAGCAUCAAGUCCAGAAGCCAUACUCUCCUUCUGGAUUAGGAAGAUCAACCGCCGUACCCAUCCAACCCAAACCGACUGCCAAUGCCCGAGUUCUCCACGCACCAGCAUUCCAUUCUCAAACCGCUUUACCUGCAACAGGUAAGGAGCCAGCGCGGGGCUGGGAACAAGAUUGGGAAAGGCCUCUUCAGCAACGCAUCGGAGAUUCGAGAGCGAUCUGGAAGUCAGCGUCACACCGUCUUCUACUGCGGAACAAAGAUAGCAUACAACGACUAGACGCCGAGCAAGCCAUAAUGGAGCAGAUGACUGCGAGGAUGGAGUUGGAGAAGAGGCAGCAGCCCCAGAUGAGGAGCAUUCAGAGCAUCGAAGAGAUGGCUGAGGAAGACAGGAGGGCAGAUGAGGAAUGGAACGGUAAGUAA